AUGCCCACCUGGAAGCUCGGUCGAGACGUGUUCUUUGGAAAGCUGUCGGUGCAGCUUAUGGGAGCCACGCUUGUGGACAGAGGGCAACAGCGGAUUCUGUUUGGUCGAGAAGCGGGAUCGGGCGUCGUCGACGGAUCCGCACGCAUGCUCAAGACCACCUCCUUUUUUCUCAAGUACGGCAAGGAUGGAGACCUCCGGACAACUCACCAUCGCGCCUAG
Molecule: messenger RNA, 219 nt
Organism: Miscanthus lutarioriparius
Lineage: Eukaryota; Viridiplantae; Streptophyta; Magnoliopsida; Poales; Poaceae
Source: the annotation of a GenBank genome assembly